Messenger RNA from Mesorhabditis spiculigera, 462 nucleotides. Lineage: Eukaryota; Metazoa; Nematoda; Chromadorea; Rhabditida; Rhabditidae. The record is from the annotation of a GenBank genome assembly.
AUGGGCUUUCCGGAGAGCACCUCGAAGAAGAAGCCACCAUCGAGCGUUUCCUACCCGCGGCAGCAGAUGACGCCGCUAUCCCAGCCCUACUACCCACAGCAGCAGCAGCAGCUGCCGGCUCAACAAGUACAGUCCAUUAAGGAUUACCAAGAUGCUCACGGGAAUCAGGCCCGAAGUGAGUACCUGCCGGCUCCGGGAGAAAAGCCCAAGGCGCCGUCUCCGCAAUCUUUUUCGCCGAAGCCGCCGAGCUUGAUUCCAUCUCCAUCCGACUACUCAGGAUCGGCCCCGCGAAGUGAGUACAUCCCGGAGAAGCCCGGCUCUGCACCGGCUUCGCCUGAUCAGUCCCAGAAGAAGUCGCCGGACCUGUCGCCGCAGACGCCGCCGACUCCUGCCGACCAAAUCGCGCAGUCGCCGGUGGUCAAGCCGAAGAAGAAGAAGGUAUGGAAUUUCAACGGAACGGAC